Molecule: messenger RNA, 1011 nt
Organism: Vicia faba (fava bean)
Lineage: Eukaryota; Viridiplantae; Streptophyta; Magnoliopsida; Fabales; Fabaceae
Source: the annotation of a GenBank genome assembly
AUGGGAGAUUUAAAGAGUUUGAUACAUGAGCUAUUACAAGGAUUGGAGUUGGCAAAAAAGCUUAGAAUUUAUCUCAAUGUAUCUUCUUCUUCUUCUUCCAUUCAUGAAACACGUGAUGUUUUGAUACAAAAGAUCAUAUCCACAUUUGAAAAGGCACUUGAAAUUGUUAACCGUAAAGGACGCGUUAAUAAUCUCGCUGAAUCAUCACAACAACAACAACAGCCAUCAGCCUCGGGAACACUAGCCAUGAUCAGAAUGUUGGAUUCGCCUCCUUUAAGCUCUAGUCCACGAAGUGAAGACUCCGACCGAGAUUUUAAGAACCGUGAUGAUCACAAUACUCCAAGAAAAAGAAACACUCUACCAAUUAGAUGGACAAAACAAAUUCGAGUUACACCAGGAAUAGCACUGGAAGGUCCUCUUGAUGAUGGAUAUAGUUGGAGAAAAUAUGGCCAAAAAGACAUCCUUGGAGCCACUCAUCCUAGAGGUUAUUACAGAUGCACUCACAGAAACAUUCAAGGUUGUUUGGCAACAAAGCAAGUACAAAGAUCCGACGAAGAUCCAACAAUCUUCGAAAUCACGUAUCGAGGAAACCAUACAUGCACAAUAGGAAGUGUUUCCAAUGUGGCUGUUCCAAUUCCAAGCAUAAAUCCAAAUGCAAAUCAAGAAACAAAUGUGAACACAAACCAAGAAGUAGUGAACCUGCGAACAGGUCUAACAGUUCAGACAGAGAAUCUAGAUUUCCUCGACCAAUCAUUUGCGCCAUUAAUCCAUUUCCAUUCAAACCAUGUACUUGAAAGUAACUUUGCUGAAAACUUCAACUCCCCUGCAACUUCUGGAAUAAGUCACUUCUCCAUGUCUCCAUCUCCUAGUGUGUUUCCGAAUAUGGCUAGUGAGAUUAUUCCACCAGCUACUUCUGUUGCAAACACACCAACUGAUUUAGAUUUUCCAUUUCAACAGUUUCAAUUUGACGGAGAGAACUUCACAUUCGAUAGCUCGCACUUUUUCCCUUGA